GACGGGCGCCGGGUGGACUGGAAACAGAGCAAGUCGAGCGGCUUGUGACCGAAGCAAGGAGGCUAGCAGAUGCUGGUCAAGAAGGCUACUAACAGGAUGAGGAUAGUCCACCACGUGGGCCCACGGGGAUUAGGAGUCAGAGAGAGGUAAACAGAUUAAUCCAGAAAAAGAGGCAGUGUUUUUAACCUCAUCACUCCCCUUACACCCUGCAGAGCAUCUUCCACCCACUCGCACGUUUCAGACCAAGUGGGUGCCCAAGAAUCGGCACCAUCUGUCAGGAAUACCACUACAGUAGUGGCCACAAACAGCCCUGUCCAUGGAUGCCUCGACACAUAGUCGAUGGAAAUUAACUCCUUCACGCUCAGACGUGAGUUAAGUCAAUACGGACUGUCUUUUCUUUCCAAAUGAGCGACUUUACAUCCAAAAGGACAUAAUCUACAGCAACAUGCCAUUGAAAACAGGAUUAUUCCUCAUUCUGUUCUUGUUUACCCUCCAAGCCACUAGAAUCAAAGAACCCACUGCUGAUGACUUGAUUCUCAGGAUCAGAAAUGUGAAGUACAGGCACUUCCUGGAGACUCCACAGCCAAUGAAACAGUUGACAGAUGGCAGAGAUUCACUUUCUCUAGAUGCGCAUCGAGCAAAGAGAUCAGCGCUGUUUAAUACGGGGGUGAAAGUGUGUCCUCAGGAGAGCAUAGCGGAGGUCAUCACCAGCCAUAAAGCCUACUACAAACUAAGAGUUUGUCAAGAAGCUGUGUGGGAGGCCUUCCGGAUCUUUCUUGACAGAGUUCCUGACACCAUGGAGUACCAGCAGUGGGUGUACGCCUGUCAGAGAGACUCGCUUUGCAUGGAGGAUCUGGCCCAAAAUUUUAGUAGCACACAGGAGCAUCUUGACAUGGUAGCCAGUAGAGUGAACGCUCAAGAAGAAGAGAAGAGGGCUCUCGCACCUGCACCAGAUGAGAAAUGUUCAAAGAGUCCUGCAGAGCUUUUCAUCAUGGAAUCUGACAGCGAAACUGGGGCACCAGAUGUUGUCCCUCAGAGGCUGGUAGAGCACAUUGUGGAGUUCAGUGUGACUAUAGUAGACUCUGCACUUCUGAGGGAUCCAGGCAGCCGGCAAUAUGAAGACUUCACUCGCAAUCUUCAUGAGAAGAUGCUGCAUGUGUUCGACAAACUUCCAGGGUUUAAAGAGAUUCGGGUGCUGGGAUUUCGCCCUGAAGGUGCUGCAGCAAGUUAUGCUGUAGUGUUUGAGACUGAUGGGAGACGGGCCAUAGGUGAUGCAGACUCCACUGAUGAAUAUGGCAUAGAGGGAGUCCUAAAGGGCAUGGUGGUAAAGGCGCUAAGUGAGGACACAUCACUUCCUGUGGACGUGCUUUCCCUUACUUUUGAACCAGCAGCAGGCAAGCGAGAAAACACUAGAUCCAGUACUGAAAUCAGCAAAGAAUCAAGAUUUUUACCAGGGGAAAUGAGCACACAGUCCACAGAAGUGGACUUGGAGGGCAUUGCAGUACCUUCUGGGAGUAUGAAGAUCUCUUUUGAAGAUCUGGGCCCGGACAGGACAGAAAUAAGUGAUAUACAGAAUUUUCCUGAUAUAUCAUUUCACAAUCUAAUUAACAGCUCCCAUCCCACCAAAGUCACUUCAAUGACCGAAGGUUUGCCAAGAACCACUACAGUGGAUUACCUAUCAAAGUGGUCAAAAGUCAAAGAGGAUGCGGGAAAUGAGAUUGUUGCCACAGCUGCACCACUGGACUUGGAGUCUUUUGAAGUAGCAAAAGCCUCUUCUUCAACUGAACCUGAAUUGGAUUUUGAUAUAACACCAGAGGCUACUUCUGCAGAGGCAACAUCAUUAAUCUUGACAACCCUAACCCCUACAGAACAAGCUCAAGAUGCUAUAUUUCAUGAAGAUGACACAACUGGCCCAUUUGAACCUUUAGAGACCUCUACCGAAGGUCUUCCUUCAUACCCUAAAGGUCCAGUUGAGUCGCCCACUUCAAUUGACCUUAGUAACCAUUUAGGGUCUCCAUCUGUCGAUGCCACCGUAGACACACUCCAUCAAAAGGUGCCUCCAAUUGGACUUACCACUCCAGAACCAAUUCCCUCUGAGCUAACGCCCACAGAAGACCUCAUUUCACACCUGACCCUGGACAAUUUCCUGGAUGAAGAGGAACAGACUCUCUGGACAGAGUUAGCUCCCCCACAUGAAGGUACUACAGAUACUGACAGAAAUGUUGAACAGGCCGAUGAGGAGGACAACACUCUGGACUCUGGGAGUGGAUUUCCUGCAGAGAUCGACGGGAAUCCACAAUCCUCAGCUGGUCCGUUAGGUUACGUUACCACUCCUUCAGUGAUGGCUUCGAACCAGGCCAAAGAGUUAGUGGUGUUUUUUAGUUUACGUGUGACUAAUAUGAUGUUUUCGGAGGAUCUUUUCAACAAGAGUUCCCCCGAGUACAAAACACUGGAGAACACCUUUCUUGAACUGAGGCAAUUCUCUGAACCAAGUGACUCGCCAAACCCAGAGGCUUCUAGUCAAGUGACUGAGAGAGAACAGAAGACAUUAGCCUCAAUACCGCUCCUGCCGUAUCUACAGUCCAACCUGACUGGAUUUAAGGAGCUGGAGAUUCUGAACUUCAAGAACGGCAGUGUGGUGGUAAACAGCAAGUUGAAAUUAGACAAACCGGUUCCAUACAAUGUCACGGAGACGGUGCAGUGUGUGCUCGAGGACUUCUGCAAUGCGGCGUCUAAGAGACUGGACUUGGAAAUCGACUCCCAAUCAGUGGAUGUGGAAGCAGCCGAUCACGCCGAUCCAUGUAAGUUCAUGGCGUGCAACGAGUUCUCCCGCUGUGUGGUGAACACGUUAACCUCAGAGCCCGAGUGUCUGUGCGACCCGGGCUACAGCACGGAGGACGGCGAUCCCUGCACCAGCAUCUGUGACCUACAGCCUGAGUACUGUCUGAACGGAGGACAGUGCGAAAUCAUCCCGGGACACGGAGCGGCCUGCAGAUGUCCUGUAGGUAAAUUCUGGCACUACCACGGAGAACGCUGCAACGAAUUGGUGUCUGUGCCAGUAGACCCUCUCCUUUUCGUAGCCUGCCUGGUGGGAAGCCUCUCUGUGGUUUGUGCUGUGAUAGGCAUCUUGAUUUUCAUUAACAAGAAAUGUAUACGGACCAGAAAGACCAUGAGUCUUGUGCGUUCGCAACCUGCAUUUCCAUUUGGUAAUACUAUGAGAGUAAAUCCAGUUUUUGAGAAUGACGAUGGGGUCUUAACACAUGUGUCAAGCAUGCUCUGUCCCAUGAGCUCUGACUCAACCUCCUCACAACACUCAGGCCAAGGCACAUUUCGAUCACUUGAAAGUUUACAGCUUAGUUUUGAGAUCCCCAGACAGCUCUACACCAGAAGAUCAGAAAAGUUAAUGUCAGAAAUGGUUGACUUCCAUCAGUGUAUACCACACAACGAGACGUGUCGGAGGUCCAGCAGGUCUUCUUGCUGUUUUUUGAGGAGUCCUGAUAGCGACAGCUUCGAAGUGACUGUUUUAUGAUUGUCCAGACAGUCUUUUUGUUUAAGCUAAGCGUGGCACCAAAGCUCUUUCAGUGCUAUUCAAGCAACUCAACUCCGCUGGUUUCUUGCAGACAUUUGGUGAGUCUGUAAAACGACCUCUAUACACAAGAAUCAGCAAAACUCUUGGACAACUGAAGGAAUACCUCCAGGAGCGAGGACCUGCGCUUUAGAUCCGUCCUGAACUUAUUUUUAUCUGUACCUGUGAAGAAAAUUGUAAAAAUGGUAACGUGUUGUAUGCUUUGAACCCUUCUCAAAGGCGCGUUUCCUCCCUCACAAUGAGGUAUUUAUUUACAAAAUCGAUACAUUGGGUUGUAUCUUAAAUAGAAAAUAGAUUCUAGUCAUCUCUUCUAGUCUAUCCUCAGUCUCCCAAAUGAAGAAAAUGAAUGUGAAGCGUUUCUGUAACUCCUCAUGGGAACAAAAAA
Molecule: messenger RNA, 3971 nt
Organism: Puntigrus tetrazona (Sumatra barb)
Lineage: Eukaryota; Metazoa; Chordata; Actinopteri; Cypriniformes; Cyprinidae
Gene: impg1b
Product: interphotoreceptor matrix proteoglycan 1b
Exons: 18
Coding region: 446-3529 (1027 amino acids)
Biological process (GO): visual perception
Source: RefSeq, a predicted model, not a curated record